This is a messenger RNA of Caenorhabditis bovis, 2727 nucleotides long. NCBI's taxonomy places the organism in Eukaryota, Metazoa, Nematoda, Chromadorea, Rhabditida, Rhabditidae. The record is from the annotation of a GenBank genome assembly.
AUGAGCUUUCAAUUGAUCAGCAAUCUGAACUGCAUUGAUCCGCGUCAGCGACUUCAUUUCCUUCAGGACCUCUCUAAUCGGAUCGAAACCCUCAAGCAGCAGUUCGAGCCCAACAAGAGAAUAGCUGUAACUCCAGAGAAGCCGUCGGUGAUUUCACCACCGAAGAAGCAAGUUCCAAUCGAACAUGGGUUUAUCGAUCCGCGCAUGAUGCAUAUUCAACAGCAACAGCUCAAUUUUUUGGCUCAUCAAAAUUAUUUGCAGACCUUGCAUAAUAGUCGUCCAGCUCAAGAGCCUAAUAAGGCAUUCAAUCCGCCACUUGAUAUUGCAACUAUCAGCUACAAUAUUAUAAAGAAUCCGGAGAUUCAAGAAGCUCUUUCUGUCCUUCCACCGCUAGAUGACCCACAAUUGCGAAAAGAACGAGAUUCACUUCUCACCAAAAUUAUAUUUGCUCAUAACGGGGAGAUCACUUCGGAACAACUUCUUUCAUACCUACGCCAUCCUAUCAUUCAGUUCAAAGAGAACGGAAAAUUCGUGCCGAUCAACAAUCCGUUCUACGCGCAAACUCAAAUCCCGACUAUUCCGCCAAUGAGUUUGCAACCUGCGCCGCCAAGAAUGAUGGCUCCACCAUCUAUGCCACCCCAACCACGACUCAUUCCAGCAGCGAUUCCACCACCCCCGGUUCUGUUGCCACAGGUUCCGAUCGCUUCGAUUCAAGCUUUCCAAGAAAAAACCAAAACCGAGCCAGUCAAAGUUCCGAGCACACCUUCCGUUAGCCCAAUCAAGAUUGGGCUGAACCCUUCCACCAGCGGAUCAGCUUUUACCCCAAUUGAGAAGCCAAAUCCUCAGUGGUCCGUUAUUACAAUGGCACUUCCAACACAGCUAGUCUGCCGCUGUGGAUCCAAGAACUGCAACAAUAAAUUUAUGCCGCAGCUACAAGAGGAUUAUAGUUCCGAUGAAGAAGCCGCCAAUUUAACCAAAAAACAGAUUCAGGAGUUGAAAUGGAAGAAAUUAAAAAAUAAGAAGAAAAAGGAAUCAAAGAAACGUGCCAAAAAACAGGUCAAAGAUGAAAGUGUAAAAAUGGACGAAGUCGAAGAGAAGAAAAAAGAUGAAAAUUCCGAAGAUUCCGGUCUAGAUGUCGAAAUUGAGUAUGUUGGCGAAGAAAUUGAUGAAAAUGAUCCGACAUAUAAGUAUUAUGCCUCAGUUUUCGAAAAUUUCAAGAUUUCAACAGAUGGCGUCCCUGAGCAGCGCCAUCAUCCAGUAUCACGCGGUGAACGUGUAAAGGAUGAACUUGGAAAAGCUGGACAAGCUGAGCGAAUUUUGCAAGAAGAAAUGGAAGAACGCGCCAAAGAAAAUGAAGAGGAGAAACUAUCGCGAAGAAAAUUGCGGCUUUCGCUUCAACCAAGCAUUGCUAAGCUCAAAGAAUCUACUGUACGCCCCGAUGUGGUUGAAUGGGCCGAUGUUACAUCGCGCGAUCCUUUCCUUCUUGUUGCUCUAAAAUCCUAUCGCAACACCGUUCCAGUACCACGUCAUUGGAACGCGAAAAGGAAAUAUUUGGCGGGAAAGCGUGGAUUUGAAAGACCACCAUUUGAAUUGCCCGACUUCAUUAAAAGAACCGGAAUUCAAGAUAUGCGUGACGCAUUGCACGAAAAAGAAGAUCAUCAAAGUUUGAAAUCGAAAAUGAGAGAACGCACAAGACCGAAACUCGGUAAAAUUGACAUUGAUUACCAAAAGUUGCACGAUGCAUUCUUCAAAUGGCAAACAAAACCGCCAAUGACUAAAAUGGGAGAAUUGUAUUAUGAAGGAAAGGAAAUGGAAGCAAUGAUGCGCGACAAAAAACCAGGAGAAUUAACCGACGAGUUACGAAUCGCAUUGGGAAUGCCAAUAGGAUCGAACGCCUACAAAUUUCCUCCACCGUGGCUUAUUGCUAUGCAGAGAUAUGGACCACCGCCGAGCUAUCCAAAUAUUAAAAUACCUGGUUUAAAUGCACCGAUUCCAGAGGGAUGCGCAUUUGGUUAUCAUGCUGGUGGAUGGGGAAAACCACCCGUCGAUGAGUAUGGUCAGCCACUUUACGGAGAUGUCUUUGGCCUUCAAGCUCCAGCUUUCGAACCUGAAGACGAAUCAGCAAUCGAGCGUCGUUACUGGGGUGAAAUUGGUUCUGAUGAAAGCAGUGACGAUGACGAUGAAUCUGAUGAAGACGUUGAUAUGGAAGAUGAGGUUGUGGAGAAGGCUGAUGGAUUUGUUACGCCUGCACCGCCAGAAGGACUCGUCACUCCUUCUGGAAUUACAACAGGUGUUACUGGAUUGGAAACUCCGGAUACUAUUGAAUUGAGAAAGGGCAAAAGGACUGAAGAAAGUUCGUUGCAUGGAUCUGAUACUCCGGCUGCAGCAUAUCAUAUCAUUCCUGAGAAGAAGAAUGAUCGUAUUGGAAAUCAAAUGAUGGCUUCGACACAUACUUAUGAUCUUUCGAAAAAACAAGCAGUUCGCGAAGACGGUGUCGACAUUUCAUUGGAUCCCGAUGCAAUUGAUAUGGAUGAGGGAAAAUUGGCUGAACGCUACGAAGAACAACUGAGAAAGAGAAAAACUCGCGAUGAUGACGAUGAAGAUCGCGAAGAUUUGACUGAUAUGGUCGCUGAACACUCUGCCAAGCAGAAUAGAAAGCGAAAGGCACAAGAAGAGAAAAAGAACAAAUCAUCGUCGUCUUCAUCAUCCAGAAAAUUCAAAUUUUAG